UAAAUUUUGAGUUUCCCCUUUGUUUGAUUGUUGUAAUGUUCGUUGCUGUAUUGUUAAAUUUAAUUGAUAAUGGAUAGAAAUAGUAAGCCACCAGUGAGUAAAUAUUUAGAUACAUUUUUUCUUGAUGGUGCUCAAAAAUCAGAGGAUAGAUGGAGUGGAAAUUAUAAAGGAAGUGGAGUAUCUCCCAAAACCGAUGAUACUUCCAAAUAUGCUCAGAAUAAUGCUGUACAUGGUGAGGUGCAGGAAAUGUUUUGUAAUGACGUUUUAGAUGACAUUUGGGGAUCUGAUUUUCCUGAAGAUUUUUCUGAAGAUUGCAUUAUUUUGGAACCAAAAUCUGAAUCUGACGAUAAUGAUGUGCAGAUCAUUUCUUCUACUAGUGAUCAUGCUGAUGCUAAAAGGGACAAAGGGCCUCAACCUAAUGUUGAUAAAAGGACUGCUUUUUCAAUUGAUAGAUUUUCACAACAAUCUCAAGUUGCCAAGAAAUCUUUUAGCAUAUCUGCAACAUCAAAAAGUAUACCGACAACUUCAAAUAGCCAAAAUUUUACUACAGAGUGGCUCCGCAACCAGUUAGAUAAAGUAAAUAAGGAUUAUAGUUCAUUAAAAGAAGCUCUUAUAGCAAAAGAUGGAGAGAGUUCUUUACUGAGAGGAAGGCUUCAAGAUGCAGAACAGGAGAUACAGAAAAUCAAACAACAGUGGCAAACUGCUUCUUCAAAAGAAAGAAUGAAGUUUGAAGAACAAAUAAAAUCAUUGGAAAAACAGCUCAACACUGCAAAAACUCAAAUUUUAUUUAAAUCCAAAGAAGCAGAAUCAAACCUAGAAAGAUAUCUUGAAAUAAAAAGAUUGAGCAUUAAGGAUCCCGAAUUCACACAAGUAAAAUCAUCUAACAGUAGAUUUAGAAUGUUUCCUACUGUUAUCGAGCCUCCUGCAAUUCAAGAACAAACUGGAGACGUAUUUGUUAAAAAAAACAAAUGUGAAAUCUCUACUACAAAAAAUGUUGAUGCUGGAAUUUUAAAACUAGACACUAAACCGAAUAUGGGAAAAGAACUAGAAUUCUUCAUACAUCCUGAUUUAUUCAAUGAAGCAGCAUUAGAAUUCAAUUUUGUGAUUCCACCUUCUACUGAUUAUUAUCCGUUUAAUGUCAUGUAUAAAGACAUAAAAGAAAUGCCUUCUGAUGAUUCGUCUUGUGAGCCAUUAAAUUUGUACAAUAUUUGGAAGGUAAAAAGAGAAUCAUUUGGUGAAAUUAUGUCUAAUGUCAUAGACAUUACAAAUGAUAGUGAUUCUGACUCUGAUUCAGAUAAAGAAACCCCUCAAAAAGAAAAAUCCCUUUAUGAACUUUUAACUGUUUCGGGUUUAGCUCUUAAAAGUGUAAAUGAUGAUUUUUCUCCAUCAAAAACCAUCAUAAGCAAAAAUAAAACUUUGGAAGAUAAGAAUACAUUUAAAAAAGAAAAUGGUUCAGAUAAAAAAAUCUCCCAAAAUGUUGAAUUGGUGCAAAAAAUAAGAGGAAGUCAUCCACGAUUAGCAUACUUAGGGAAAUCUCGAUAUUUUACAUCGCUAAGGGAAAUCUAUUUACCCUUAAUAGAAAUGUGUAAAUCAUCUUCAUGGGAACAGAAAGCUGUUGAUGAGGUAUUUAAACAUGUGAAAAACAUGACUAGGGAGUUAUAUGUAGCAAUGUGUGAUCCAUCUGUAGAUGCUUAUUUUAGCACAAUACAUUUGAGAGAUAAUCAAAUUAUUGACUCCUGUUCUGACAUAUCUGAACUCAAGUUGGAAUAUAACAUUUUCUCUUCCAAGAAAUGGAGGGACAAAGAAAUUUAUGUUGAUUUGCGGAGAGGAAUUGCACUAAUUAAAGUUUUAUGUGACUUAGACCCUAAAUGUAUGGAAAUCAUAUUGAAUUCUGCUCUAAACAAAUUUCCUUGUGAAUUAUCUGCGAAACCACAAAAAAAACCAGCAUUUUUUUAUGGGAAAAAUGGUUUAUGUUGUUCUAAGAAUAUUAUGAAACAGCCAUCUACAGUGAUGAAAAAUAAAUUUGGAAAUGAUCUAAGUAAACAAAAGAAAACAGAAGUUAAACUUGAUGAAAGAUUGGAGAACCCUCUUCAAGAAAGUUUUAAAAAGGAUCAAGAAUGUAGUGAUGAAUGUCAUAAUCUUGAAAAUCUAUCAAAGGUUAGAAAGCAGAUAAAGAUAAGGAAUAAACAACCUAGACCAGUCUGCUAUCUUAUUGAACCUUCAGAACCGUUGUCUUGGACUUUUGUGGAUGAGAGUAUUCAAACAGCUCCAGGAAAUGAGUACUAUAUGAAUUUUGAUGAAGAAGAAGCUUCCUCAAAUGUGAAUAUUACUAUUGUUUAUGCAGAUGAUGAUUGCAAGGAAAAAGCAGCGUCUUGUUUUAUUGAAAAUAGUGAUGAAGAGGAAGUAAGUGAUAACCAGUCACCCAAAAUAAAUAUCAGUAAAGACCAUUCAUCAUUGGUAAUUAAACAAAGUUAUAUGAACCCCUCAGGCAGUAAUAUGCAUCCAGUUAUACACAAAGAAGUAAAAUUAAAACCAAGACAGUUUGAAGAACCCAGUAAUAAAAUGCCUGAGGAUUUGAAACUUGCUGAAUUUCUGAAAAAAGAAGUUAAUAUUGAAUUGUUGGACUUAAAUAAAAUGGAAACCACCAAUCAAUUAAACUUACUGGACAGCACUAUAAAGAAAGAUCAGCAAGGAUGGGUUGAAGCAAUAAAAUCUCCCCUAUUAACAAUAAAUAAAAAGUCUCCCACUAGGCAGAUGAUUGUUUUAAGGGAUAAUGCCUGUUGCUCUGAUGCUGAAAAGGAGUUUCUAACUUGUGCACUGUCUACUUUUAACAAGAUAAAGAACAAUAUGAAAAUUGGAUACAGUAAUGAGGAAGAUAAAGGGAAAAAAAGAAAAUUUUCAGAAGACAGCUCAAGACAUUCAAAGAAAUUGGCUCUGGAUGUACUGUAUGCAAAGGACGAUGUUGCUGAAAGAAGUUGUAUAACCAUUGAGAUAGAAGGUAAACUGAUAAGUGAGAAUAUUAAACCUAUAGCAAGUCAUUUUUCUUUUAAAAAGAAACGUGAUGUUCGACCAUUACGUAAGUCAAUUAGAGAUGAUGCUAUUCCAGGAACGUCAAAAGAUGAACCAAACUUAGAUCAGGAAAUUGAAAUGGAGAUACAAAAAAUUUUUAACAAACCUCUAGAACCAAAAUCUAAUGAAAAAAAGAAAGGAAAGCCUAAGGAAAUUGAUUCAUUUAAUUGUGACGAUUUACUCAAAACAGAUAGAUUAAAGUAUUUUAGUAUUCUAGCUCAUUCUGGUGAUUUUCUUGUGCUUUUAUUUGAAAUAAUUCGAGAAAUUGGAAGGAAGGUAUAUACAACAAAUUUUAAUUAUCUUUUUGCUGUUAUUAUAAAUCUCAUUCAUACGUUAUUGAAGAAUGGUAAUCCUGGACUUAUCCAAAGAAACUUUUUAUUUGAUAUCCUUCAAGAAAUAUUAUAUUGCCGCCCUUCUCCAAUUGCUCUUUUACAGAUCAACAAGCUAUUAGUAGAUGUCAUUCCGUUUCAACCUUUUUUAACAUCUUUAAUGUGUCACAAUGCGAACUCUAACCAUAUGGUUAUUGACUCAGAACCUGUAUUUUUCACUAGAGGGGCAUGUUUUAUAGAGGUGAUCAGUAACUUAAUAGAUUACUUUAUGAAUGAGUCUGAUUGGGAAAUCCAGAUUUAUUGUGUUAGGUGGCUUUCCUAUAUGUAUCUAAUUGAAAAAACUACUAUAGAAGAAUGGUAUUUAACCCAGAAAACCGUUUACAGAAGGUGUCAUUGUCUAGUAUUGCUUACCAGCAUGGCUGUUAAAAUAUUUGAAACAGCUUCAUCCUAUUAUUUACGUUCUUGUAUCGAAAAUAGACUUACCUAUUUGCUAAGUUGCCAAUUACUCGAAAUAAUACAAAGUGGGGUAAAAAUUUUAUACGUUAUGAUUGAUUUUGACAAACAUUUUUCGGAAAAUAUUGGUGACCGUUAUGGUAUGUUUCUACGAUUCUUAGACACUGUGAAACUUAUACAUAGAAGCCCUGAACAGUUUAAAGAAUUUAACACCAAUAACAAGGAUUUGGAUAUUGUACAGCUACUCUUGAUUGAAGAAAAAGUAGUUGAUAGUAUAGCUAAGAGCUCCAAAACUUCUGAAACAAUUAAUGAAAUGGCGGAUCUGUUCAGUACACACUACGAUUGGCCACCAAAGUCAUUCCAAGGUGACAAUCUAUUUUUGUCUGAACUCUCUGAGUGAAUAUAUAUUUAUUGGCACUAAAGUUUCACAAUAGAUCACAUUUGAUAAAAUUAGACUUGGCAAGAAUAUUUCUCAACAAUUUAUUCAUAAUGAUAAUGUAAUAUCAAUCAAAUGUUUUUAUUUACUCUUUUUUAAUGUGGUAAUUUCUAUAAAGUUUAUGGAUAAAAGUGG
Nezara viridula (southern green stink bug) is the source of this 4422-nucleotide messenger RNA. Lineage: Eukaryota; Metazoa; Arthropoda; Insecta; Hemiptera; Pentatomidae. The record is from the annotation of a GenBank genome assembly.